Magnolia sinica is the source of this 1953-nucleotide messenger RNA. RefSeq names its product glutathione reductase, cytosolic-like. Bases 205 to 1692 code for a protein of 495 amino acids. Gene Ontology annotation, cellular component: mitochondrion; cytosol. The transcript has 18 exons. The record is from RefSeq and is a predicted model, not a curated record. Gene Ontology annotation, biological process: cell redox homeostasis; cellular response to oxidative stress; glutathione metabolic process. Lineage: Eukaryota; Viridiplantae; Streptophyta; Magnoliopsida; Magnoliales; Magnoliaceae. Gene Ontology annotation, molecular function: flavin adenine dinucleotide binding; glutathione-disulfide reductase (NADPH) activity; NADP binding.
AAAGGCCGAUCGAGUGAUUAUUUUCCCUCCUCCUCUUGUCAAAAAUUACAUAAUAUCAAAGCUCUUGCCCUCUUUCCAUUCUCCACGAUUUCUGUCGUGGUGAUCUCACUAUCAGUAGCUUCUCCUUCUCCAAAACUCUAGAAAAAUCAAGCGACCGAUUUCUUUCAUAUCUACCAUUCCACAAGUUAUCUUUGUAGUGUAAAAAUGUCGAGGAAGAUGCUCAUUGAUGGUGAGCUGAGCAGUUCUACUGCAGAAGAAGCUCAGUACGACUUUGAUCUGUUUGUUAUUGGAGCUGGCAGUGGCGGUGUCCGGGCAUCUAGGACUUCAGCUGGAUUCGGAGCUAAGGUUGCAAUUUGUGAGCUCCCGUUUCAUCCAAUUAGCUCAGAGGUCAUUGGAGGAAUAGGUGGAACGUGUGUCAUUCGUGGCUGUGUUCCAAAAAAGAUUUUGGUGUAUGGAGCAUCAUUUCGAGGUGAAUUUGAGGAUGCGAAGAAUUAUGGGUGGGAGCUGAAUGAGCAAGUCGACUUCAAUUGGAAAAAGCUUUUGCAUAAUAAGACACAGGAAAUAGUCAGAUUAAAUGGAAUAUACAAGCGGUUAUUGUUGAAUGCUGGGGUAACGUUGUUUGAAGGGGAGGGAAAAGUGGUUGAUUCUCAUGGAGUUGAGCUGACACAACCAGAUGGUACAAAGCACCGGUAUUCAGUAAAGCAUAUCUUGGUUGCAACAGGAAGUCGGGCUCAACGUCCUCAAAUUCCAGGGCAGGAGUUGGCUAUCACAUCUGAUGAAGCUUUGAGCUUGGAUGAGUUACCUAAACGUGCUGUGAUUCUUGGCGGAGGGUAUAUUGCUGUUGAAUUUGCUUCAAUUUGGAGAGGGAUGGGUGUUGAUGUGGACCUGUUUUACAGAAAGGAACUUCCAUUGAGAGGUUUUGAUGAUGAAAUGAGGGCAUUAGUGGCAAGGAAUCUGGAAGGAAGGGGGAUUAAAUUGCACCCAGGGACAAACUUGUCGGAGUUGAUAAAGACAGAAGAUGGCAUACGAGUUCUCACAGACCGUGGGGAAGAAUUGGUUGCAGAUGUUGUUUUAUUUGCAACUGGUCGAUCUCCAAAUACAAAGAGGUUGAACUUAGAAGCCGUGGGUGUUGAACUAGAUAAAUUAGGAGCUGUGAAGGUAGACGAGUACUCCCGCACCAAUAUUCCCAGCAUAUGGGCUGUAGGUGAUGUGACAAACCGAGUGAAUCUCACUCCUGUGGCCCUCAUGGAGGGAACCUGCUUCUCUAAAACUGUUUUCGGUGGACAGCCUACUAAAGCUGACUACAAUCAUAUACCUUGUGCUGUAUUCUGUAUACCACCUCUCUCUGUAGUGGGAGUCAGUGAACAAGAAGCUGUAGAGCAGGCAAAGGGAGAUAUUUUGAUUUUCACCUCAACUUUCAAUCCAAUGAAGAACACCAUUUCUGGAAGGCAAGAAAAAACAGCUAUGAAGCUUGUCGUUGACGCUGAGACUGAUAAAGUUCUUGGGGCAUCCAUGUGUGGUCCAGACGCACCUGAAAUUAUGCAGGGUAUUGCCGUUGCACUAAAGUGUGGAGCCACCAAGGCACAAUUUGACAGCACGGUGGGCAUCCAUCCUUCUGCUGCUGAGGAGUUUGUAACAAUGCGAUCUGUUACUAGGCGUGUCUCUGCAGCUAGUAAACAGGGCAUUACCUAAGCAAUACCACAGAGAUCGAAGAGCUUCACCUCAUCUUCUAAGUGAAGCGACAAUGCAUGAAUAAGUGAUUAAUUGAUUCUGCAUCCCAAAGACAAUGAUACAUCUCUUUGGGAUGAUCAUUUGUCUUUUCUUUUAAGUUGUAUAUUGUGAGCAUGUCUCAUCCCAAGUAUAGGAUCAUUCAUUCAUAGUAGAGGAGAAUUGGCUUUGAAUGAAUAUAUAAAAUGAUUUGACUGAGAAUCAAUUAGAUUUGUGUGAGUUUCA